Opisthorchis viverrini is the source of this 624-nucleotide messenger RNA. RefSeq lists its product as hypothetical. The record is from RefSeq and is a predicted model, not a curated record. NCBI's taxonomy places the organism in Eukaryota, Metazoa, Platyhelminthes, Trematoda, Opisthorchiida, Opisthorchiidae. Gene Ontology annotation, molecular function: microtubule binding; ATP binding; ATP hydrolysis activity. Gene Ontology annotation, cellular component: microtubule; kinesin complex. Gene Ontology annotation, biological process: microtubule-based movement. The annotation marks the transcript as partial. The transcript is spliced from 6 exons.
AAAACAGCCGAAAACGAAGUUCAUUUGCGAAGUAGCCGAAGCCACGUUAUAUGCACGAUUUACUAUCACGAGACUACUUCAGAAGCAAAUUAUCAGAAAGAUUUUACAAGCAAACUGAGUUUGAUCGAUCUAGCUGGAAGUGAAAAGGCCCACAGAACCUCCAAUUUCCAACGAUUCGACGAAGGACGGAAAAUCAACUUGUCCUUGUCUUCUUUGAGCACUGUCAUUUCACGACUUGCUGACAAGUCACAGAAGGACAAUCCUGAUGCGGAUGUGAUUACCAAUAGCAGUCAUUCCACAGUCAACAGCACUCGAAGUUCACGUCAAUCGGGACUUCACAGUUCUUCAUCGGUCCAUAUCCCCUAUCGAAAUUCAAAACUUACAUGGCUUCUUAGUGACUCUCUGGGUGGGAACGCACGAACCACCAUGAUAGCAACACUAUCCCCCAGCUAUUUACAAUACCAAGAAACCUUGAACACGCUACGUUACGCCCAGCAAGCGAAACUCAUUGUGAACCAACCCAAACUGAACAUGGAUUCGAGUGCAAUUUAUAUCCGUCAACUACUGGAUGAAAUUACUGUAUUAAAAAAACAGUUGCAUGAACGAAAUCAAUGCCUUCGAUUU